This is a messenger RNA of Temnothorax curvispinosus, 1085 nucleotides long. RefSeq names its product troponin C-like (gene TpnCI). The transcript is spliced from 6 exons. Gene Ontology annotation, molecular function: calcium ion binding; enzyme regulator activity. The record is from RefSeq and is a predicted model, not a curated record. The coding region runs from base 266 to 745 and encodes 159 amino acids. Lineage: Eukaryota; Metazoa; Arthropoda; Insecta; Hymenoptera; Formicidae.
UCCCAUUCGAAUAUUAUCCCGGCGCCGCGUCGCCUCGCAGCAGUGCGUCAAAUCGAGGCGACGAGAAGUUUUCAGAGGGCACGGUUUUGUGAGUCCCGCCGUUUUCCGUUUUGCAAAAAUCCUCUUCGGACGUGACUUAACGCCGUGCGCGCUCCUGCGAAGACCCGGGUCGAGACCGGUCGAAUAAUACACACCUCGGUGUCUUAAGUAGAGUAAAAAAAAAAGAAAGAGAAAAGAAAAAACAGUCGAAUUUCGCGCCGCCACCAUGGUAUGUUCUAUCGAUGAUAUUGCUGACGAGCUGCCGCCGGAACAAAUUGCCGUUCUGCGCAAAGCUUUCGAUAGCUUCGAUAGUGGCAAAACCGGCAGCAUUCCCACUGACAUGGUAGCCGAUAUCCUUCGGCUAAUGGGGCAACCGUUCAACAAGAAGAUCUUGGACGAGCUCAUCGACGAAGUCGACGCCGAUAAAUCUGGACGGCUCGAGUUUGACGAAUUCGUCACGUUGGCGGCGAAAUUUAUUGUUGAGGAAGACGCGGAGGCGCUGGAAAAGGAGCUACGGGAAGCCUUCAGGCUCUAUGACAAGGAAGGUAACGGCUACAUCCCAACGACAUGCUUACGUGAAAUUUUAAGAGAAUUGGACGAUCAAUUGACGAACGAGGAAUUGGACAUGAUGAUCGAGGAAAUCGAUUCUGAUGGUUCUGGUACAGUUGAUUUUGACGAGUUUAUGGAGAUGAUGACCGGUGAAUAAUUAUCCUGAAUGAUUGGUGAACUGCUUUUGGAUCUAAAGACACUUAUGCAAUCCAUACAAUCACAUCUUGAAACUAAUCAUUCAUGUGUUUACAAAGAAUCAAUGCACAUCGAAUUUUUUCGCACAGAGAUAUUUUCCACAUUUCGUGAUUAGUCUUGGAAGUAAAUUCCCACCAUAAACGUCGCAUUACGUCGGAAUGAAUUAUUUCCAGCUUUUAUACAAGCGUCAUAUUUAUUAUGAAACAGUGAAUUUUGCUUUCAUACACUUACAUAAGGCUUGGAAACUUUUUCAUUGAGAAAUCAGUAUACUUAUUGUUAAUAAAACCAAGAUAAGUCUCACA